AUGAAUUUCCAUCCAAAAGCACUAUUACUAGUGCUAGUACCAGUACUGGGAUUGAGGGCGCUGGUGGAUCGAAUUGCCCAGAUAGUGUCCCCCGUGCGGUCUCCUGAGGCCAAUUUGAGUCCGAACGAAACACCCGCUCAGGAGUACGCGACUCAAAUUUCAAGCAAGCCUCCACGGAAAGCUGACCUUCGUGACCUGGAUUCACGCGGGCUACCUCAAUAUACUUACACAAAAAGACUCAUAAAAGGCGAUGGGAACUGUCUAUACCGGGCCUUGUCGUAUUUGGCAAAUGGAAACGACCAAAAGACUAAUGGGGAAUGGGGUGGAGAACACGCACUUGCAGCUGCGGCAAAGGUAUUGAAUAAAAAGAUAAUUCUGCUUUCUCUAGCCUCGAAAGAUCCGGUUUUUCUAGCAUAUGGAAGUGCACCGGUUGAUCCUGAAGCUCCUGGGCUGAUCUUCUUGAAUGAACACUAUGAACUGCUAUUUCGCAAGCCAAGUUAG
Molecule: messenger RNA, 501 nt
Organism: Puccinia graminis f. sp. tritici CRL 75-36-700-3
Lineage: Eukaryota; Fungi; Basidiomycota; Pucciniomycetes; Pucciniales; Pucciniaceae
Exons: 4
Coding region: 1-501 (166 amino acids)
Biological process (GO): protein deubiquitination
Molecular function (GO): cysteine-type deubiquitinase activity
Source: RefSeq, a predicted model, not a curated record